Molecule: messenger RNA, 539 nt
Organism: Austrofundulus limnaeus
Lineage: Eukaryota; Metazoa; Chordata; Actinopteri; Cyprinodontiformes; Rivulidae
Product: tRNA-dihydrouridine(20a/20b) synthase [NAD(P)+]-like
Biological process (GO): tRNA processing
Molecular function (GO): flavin adenine dinucleotide binding; tRNA dihydrouridine synthase activity
Source: RefSeq, a predicted model, not a curated record
CGGGUUCACGCCCACGUUCUUCCGUCGCGUGCUGCUCGGUGGUCUUCGGUGCUUGUUACCUUAGAGUAGAAAUUUCUGGUGCCUAUCAAAGUUGACUGAAGUGUUAAAACAAAAAUAAAUAUGUCAAACUACGAAAGUCUUUGCUUAUAGAACGUCUUCUCUUGAAUAUCGGGAUAGUUAGCUUGUGGCUAAUUGGUAAGGAUGAAGACAGCCAGCGCCACCAGCAGCAGCAGCAUCAUGGAAGUGUUUGAAAGGGGCAAAGUGGUGAAGAUCUGUGCCCCAAUGGUUCGAUAUUCAAAGUUGGCGUUUAGGACUUUAGUUAGGAAGUACAGCUGUGACAUCUGCUUCACCCCAAUGAUCAUUGCAGCUGACUUCAUGCGGUCUGUCAAGGCCAGAGACAGUGAAUUUACCACCAAUAAAGGUGAUCGACCCCUGAUCGUGCAGUUUGCUGCCAAUGAUGCUCAGACUCUGGCUGAUGCAGCCUGUGUGGUGGCUCCUUACUCAGACGGUGUUGAUCUCAACUGUGGCUGUCCUCAGAG